UUAUUUCUCAGAUUCAUAACAUGUAUUGGUUAGAUGGAGGUCAUGCAGGUGGUAGCAAGACAUGGAUUACGGCACCUGCCAUCUUAAAGUCUCUUGCUGCUUUAAAGCACAUAAAUAUCUUCAUACAUGUUACUCCUUAUCAGGUACGAGAUGAGCAAAGACCAUGGAUAAGAAAGGAAUGUAAAGCAUUUUAUGACAUCUUGCGUAGAGCAGGAGCCAAGGUCAACUACUCUCUCCAUUUUGAAGAUGAGCCAGCUUCUUUAAUAUUGCAUUUUAGAAUUCUCAACAAGUUUAUCUGAGACAUCCAGUAUUGUUCCCUCUACAGCAAUGUAAAUUAUGUUAUAUAAAAUUGUCGAGGGUUUCUUACAGGAUACUGGUCUCAAUUUUCAGUAAGAUAAU
Cherax quadricarinatus is the source of this 399-nucleotide messenger RNA. NCBI's taxonomy places the organism in Eukaryota, Metazoa, Arthropoda, Malacostraca, Decapoda, Parastacidae. The record is from RefSeq and is a predicted model, not a curated record.